AUGCGACAUCUUUGCUGUGACUGUUGUUGUGUUUAGGAUUGUACACUCUCCUCUUUAAUCUCUCUACUACAGCCAUAAAUUGUGCCGAUGUAGGGCUACGCUGUUAAGCUGUAUGGUCUUUUGACUUGACAAGCUCUUGAUCAUGUCAUCAUCACGUAAUGUUCACCACUCCCACCUUAAGCCUUCCCAAGGCGGGAAGGCCAUACUGGACCUGGAUGACUUACAGGCCAUGACUGACCAUAAGGCUAAGACCGUCCUCAAGGAGGCAGUGGACGCAGUGGUCAACAGCUUCGCUAAGCACACACAUGGCUAUGGCAGAGUGAAUGUAGUAGAAGCUCUGCAGGAGUUCUGGCAGAUGAAGCAGGCCAGAGGAGCAGAUCUGAAGAAUGGGGCACUGGUGGUGUAUGAAUCUCAACCCUCUGCAUCACAGCCAUACAUAUGUUUUGUUACAUUACCUGGUGGGAGCUGUUUUGGGAGUUUUCAGAACUGUCCUACUAAAGCUGAGGCUAGAAGGAGUGCAGCAAAGAUUGCUUUGAUGAAUUCAGUAUUCAAUGAACAUCCCUCUAGGAGAAUUACAGAUGACUUUGUUGAAAAGGCCAUUGGGGAAGCCAUGGCAUCCUUUAAAGGCAAGAUGGAUGAAGCAGACAACCCUGCUACAGGAAUAGGUGCCUUUAGAUUCAUGCUAGAAUCCAAUAGAGGGCGUACCAUGCUGGAGUUUCAAGAACUGAUGACUGUAUUCCAACUGCUGCACUGGAAUGGCAGCCUAAAAGCCAUGAGGGACAGAAAUUGUUCCCGUCAAGAAGUUCUGGCUCAUUACUCCCAUAGGGCUCUUGAUGAUGAUAUGCGCUCACAGAUGGCACUGGAUUGGAUCUCUCGAGAACAAGAGGAGCCUGGAAUCAUUUCUCACCAGCUGGAGUUGGCAGAAAGGGAGCUGGAGAGUGCUAGAUUAGCUGGAAGGGAACUCAGGUUCCCCAAAGAGAAAAGAGACAUCUUGUUGCUGGCUCUGAGUCAGAUUGGGCCACAAGAAAGCAUUGCUUAAGUCCAUUUGAGGAAAACACCAUUUACUGUUAAAAGGGAUCAUGAUUCAUAGGCUUUGCCUUGAAAUACCAGAUAAAUUUUUAGAGGUGGGGAUUUGAUAUUUAUCCUCCAUAUUACAAGUGUUAAAUUUAAAUUAUGGCUUUUUCCUUUUAUUUGAUUUUAAAACAAUACAUUUCUCCAGGAAAUCCCAAAAUAAGUUACGGUGCCAAAUUUAAAUGGUCUUCUUUGUCAAAAUACACCUGCUUUAAUAUUUUUAAGAAUACGCAAUACUCUUUAUCCAAUUAUUUCCCUGGUUUUCUUUUAUUCAUUUAUCUGUCUUACUAGUCUGCUCUAUAUUUUACUUUUCAUAUCUCAGUGGAAGAUAAAGGCAAUGCUUAUAUACAGGGUGACAAGUUUGAUUUAUCAUUUUGUAUAAUAUAUUGUACCUGUGUAAGAUGGCACAAACCCAACAUUUUAUUUGCAUGUGGUAAGCUUUACUUUCACUGACAAUGGAUGCGCAUUUGAGAGAUUAUAUUUGUAUCUUAUUAUAUUUUUAGUCUUUAAUUUGAAGCUUGAAAUGUAUCACAUUCAUCAUGUGAAGAGGAAAACAGUAUCAUUGCUUUUAUGAUGAUUGAUAUUUUCUCUCUCUCUGUGUGUAUGCAGUUAUGGCAUAAAGAUAUGCUUUAUAAAAAAUACUUAACUUUAAAUAUCCAGAUGUGGUUUUAAUGAAGAGCUCUCAGAUAACGGCAUUCUACUACAAGUGUUAGAUUAUACUAUAUUAUGGUAAAUUUUCUUUCAAGCUACAUCUGAAUAUGGAUAUAUUUAAAUCAUUCUUUACAUUAGUUUUGUUCACAUUACUGAACAGUUCGUUUAUAAGUAUGAGUAAAGUGUCAAUAUCCUGUUUGUAUGAUAAUAUUAAUAUAUCCAUAUAUAUCUGCUUGAAUACAUUUAAUGCUUGAGGAUGCCUUAUUGCAAAGAAUGAUACAAUUUUGUUUGGGUAGGUGGAAGAUAAAAUUACACAUUGUAAAAUGGAAAAUUUUUCCACGUUUAGAAUAUAUUUUAAUGUCAAAUGAUUGUUAAUGAUCAUUUAUGCAUAUGAUUUAAGAUAUUUUAAAGUUGUUCUUCAAAAAUAAUUUGAGUUUAAGGGCAAAUUUUUUUUUCUGAUGUUGGAUGUACAUACUAGAAAAAUAAAAACAUUUAUCACAAUAUAUCGUAUAUAAAAGUUGUAGAAAGCCUAUAAGAACAUUUCAAUUAUCAUGCUCAUUCAUAUAUUUUACGUCUUCAUCUUAUUUAUAGCCUUCUAGAUUACAACUCUAUUUACUAUGAAAGAUAAAAGAAUAAAUAUAUUAUUGAAAAAUU
This is a messenger RNA of Lingula anatina, 2376 nucleotides long. Its product is annotated as LIX1-like protein. NCBI's taxonomy places the organism in Eukaryota, Metazoa, Brachiopoda, Lingulata, Lingulida, Lingulidae. The record is from RefSeq and is a predicted model, not a curated record. Gene Ontology annotation, biological process: autophagosome maturation. Gene Ontology annotation, cellular component: cytoplasm.